This is a messenger RNA of Pan troglodytes (chimpanzee), 979 nucleotides long. It is a transcript of the gene CSRP3, whose product is annotated as cysteine and glycine rich protein 3. The record is from RefSeq and is a predicted model, not a curated record. NCBI's taxonomy places the organism in Eukaryota, Metazoa, Chordata, Mammalia, Primates, Hominidae. The transcript is spliced from 6 exons. Gene Ontology annotation, molecular function: actinin binding; structural constituent of muscle. Gene Ontology annotation, cellular component: nucleus; cytoplasm; Z disc. Gene Ontology annotation, biological process: cardiac muscle contraction; sarcomere organization; muscle tissue development. Bases 138 to 722 code for a protein of 194 amino acids.
CCCUCCUGCCCUUCCCCCAGCAGGCCAAGGCUGGUGACAGCCUUCAUAUAUUUAAAGACGACAAGAGCCCCUCAGACUCAGUUGAGCUGAACGGAGUCCACACAGGCAGACUUGACCUUGACCAGAUAGUCUUCAAGAUGCCAAACUGGGGCGGAGGCGCAAAAUGUGGAGCCUGUGAAAAGACCGUCUACCAUGCAGAAGAAAUCCAGUGCAAUGGAAGGAGUUUCCACAAGACGUGUUUCCACUGCAUGGCCUGCAGGAAGGCUCUUGACAGCACGACAGUCGCGGCUCAUGAGUCGGAGAUCUACUGCAAGGUGUGCUAUGGGCGCAGAUAUGGCCCCAAAGGGAUCGGGUAUGGACAAGGCGCUGGCUGUCUCAGCACAGACACGGGCGAGCAUCUCGGCCUGCAGUUCCAACAGUCCCCAAAGCCGGCACGCUCAGUUACCACCAGCAACCCUUCCAAAUUCACUGGGAAGUUUGGAGAGUCCGAGAAGUGCCCUCGAUGUGGCAAGUCAGUCUAUGCUGCUGAGAAGGUUAUGGGAGGUGGCAAGCCUUGGCACAAGACCUGUUUCCGCUGUGCCAUCUGUGGGAAGAGUCUGGAGUCCACAAAUGUCACUGACAAAGAUGGGGAACUUUAUUGCAAAGUUUGCUAUGCCAAAAAUUUUGGCCCCACGGGUAUUGGGUUUGGAGGCCUUACACAACAAGUGGAAAAGAAAGAAUGAAGAGGUGCGCCAUUUCUCAGAUUUUUUGCGAGCCUAAAACACUUGCCAAGUAAUCCUGCACAGAUGGAUACCUUUCCCCAAAUAGCCUCUCCUUUGUAGUUGUACAUUAUGUGUUUCUCCUCAGAAGUGAUCAGGUCUUUACUGAAUGUUAGAAGAGGCCUUUGGAAGAAAAUUAUGUAAAGUUUAAUCUAUAACAAAUGCUUUAUUAUUUAUAAUGCUUGGAAUGGGAGAGGCAAUAAAUAAAUGUUUUAAUGCUA